Messenger RNA from Westerdykella ornata, 1805 nucleotides. Its product is annotated as ribonuclease III. Gene Ontology annotation, biological process: rRNA processing; primary miRNA processing; regulation of gene expression. Bases 93 to 1361 code for a protein of 422 amino acids. Gene Ontology annotation, cellular component: nucleus. The record is from RefSeq and is a predicted model, not a curated record. NCBI's taxonomy places the organism in Eukaryota, Fungi, Ascomycota, Dothideomycetes, Pleosporales, Sporormiaceae. The transcript has a single exon. Gene Ontology annotation, molecular function: ribonuclease III activity; double-stranded RNA binding.
CACACGACUUACAUCCCGAUUGCAUGCCUUCUGGUGCCCGUGUUUAAUCCCCAUUUCCUCCUCUCCCUUCUGUCCCUCCUCCUCCGUGGUUAAUGAAGCGGAUACGCAUCUCGAGAUGCGGCACCCAACUGCUCGCUCCCUCCGCUCCACGGCGCCCGUUCUGUCCCUGCACAGCUUCACUCCAGCAGACAUGCACGCCUCAUAACCAUCGCAUACAGAGGCGGUUACAAACGACCGCUGCCGCCUUCAAUGCCGCCGACACGGAGGAGCUGCUUCCUCCGACCGAGACCGUCCAAUCGAUAGAGCAGCAACAGCAACCCCAAAAACAGCCCCGACGACCGCGCAAACUCUCUCUCGAGUCCCUCCCAUCACCUCACCCAUUGCGAGCAAGGGAAUCUGUGAAACUCGCCGCUCUCCGCAGCCGCCUCUCUCUCCCUCAACACUUCCCCCUCCCCACCCUCGCCCGGACGCUCGUCCACCCCUCCGCAGACCCCGAUCCCGCCUUCAAUAAUGCCUCGCUCGCCAUGCUCGGGUCCAACAUCCUCAGCUACUACCUCAGCGAGCACCUCAUCUGCAACUACCCCCGCCUUCCCAUGGCCAUCAUCUUCGCCGCCCACGACGCCUACAUAGGCCCCAAGGCCCUCGCCACCAUAGCCGGCGAAUGGGGCAUCGAGGCCGCCGCGGAACCCGGCGGUGAAGUCGACCCAGGACUCCUCCAAUUCCGCCGCCUCAAUGCCGGCGACCCUCUCCCCGCCGAGCUGCGGAGACGCACCCCGCAUAACUGGAACGUGACCACCACCCACCGCAUCCUGCGCAGCGACGAAUUCGGCUCCGCGUACAGCGGCCCCAGCAGCCCGCAGCAGUUGGCCCGCAAACCGAUUCCCGUGGAGGAGGCGGCGCAGUCGUUUGUCCGCGCCCUGGUAGGUAGCUUGCACCUGCACCUGGGGCGGCCGACGACGAAGCGCUUCUUCCGCGACCACUUCCUCUCGCGGCACCUGGAUCUCUCGACGCUGUUCGAUUUCCGCACCCCGACGCGCGAUCUCUCGCGCCUGUGCGCCCGCGAGGGGUUCGAGCCGCCCGUCGCGCGGCUGAUAUCGGAGACGGGUCGGGCGAGCCGGCAUCCCGUGUUCGUCGUGGGCGUGUACUCUGGCAGGGACAAGCUGGGCGAGGGGGCGGGCAGCUCGCUCGACGAGGCGAGGUUCCGGGCGGCGGCGGCGGCGUUGAAGAGUUGGUGCUUGUAUAAGCCGCUCGACGUGACGGUGCCGAGCGAGAUGGAGGGGGUCGAGGAGGGGGAUGCGGCGGGUGCGGCGGCGAGGAGGUGGAGGCCGAAUAUGGUGGAUUGUGGCGAGGUGGUUGUGUAAGAUAUGUCCCGUUUUUGUUUUUUGGGCGGGAGGGGGAGAGAGACUCGGAGGGGGAAAGAGAUGGGUGGGGGAUCGCGAAGCUUUCAUUUCGAACUUGUGUUUAUUCGUGAGAAAUGAGAGAAGAUGGUGUGUGGAAUUCCUGGGGGUCUGGAAGAGGAAACGGUAUGGAGAGGAGCAGAGGAGCAGAGCAUGCAGCAAUCUCCCCCGGGAUCUACCUAGCAAGGGAAAGAAGGAGAACGGCAUUGUUGUUCUUUGUAUGUACGAUGAUGCAUGGAAGAGGAAACUAGUGCGCUCGCAGGAGGAGCGAGCAGCGCGAGAAAGGGGCAUCUACUGUAUCUGUAUCAUACGUUAUGGGAUGUUGGCUGGACUUUUAAAUUUCUGAUACAUGUCAUCAUAGCAAGGACAACCACCCCGCGAGAAAGGGGGAAAGGGGUCUGUAGGAAU